AAAUUUAUAAGUUAAUAAUAGAUUUAGAGAAAGAAAAAAGUUUUUCUUCAAUAUAAUGAGGAGACUUAUUGUGGAGAAGCACUCUGUGGGGGAAAUUCAGCAGGAUGGUAGCAAGAUGGGUUUGUUUAGUUGUUGUCGGUUUGGCAGUUACGAGCUCUGUAAACGGUUUGGCAGAAAUCAUGAGCCACGUUACUGCGCAUUUCGGGAAGUCGUUGGAAGAAUGUAGGGAGGAGUCAGGCCUAACUCCAGAGAUCCUGGAGGCGUUCCAACACUUCUGGAGCGAGGACUUCGAGGUGGUGCACCGGGAGCUCGGCUGCGCGCUCAUCUGCAUGUCCAACAAGUUUGCGCUGAUGCAGGAGGACGCUAGGAUGCAUCAUAUGAACAUGCAUGAUUAUGUGAAGGGGUUCCCGCAAGGGGAGCUGCUCUCAACCAAGAUGGUAGAACUGAUCCACAACUGCGAGAAGCAAUACGACCAGAUGGAGGACGACUGCAGCCGCGUGGUGAAGGUGGCUGCCUGCUUCAAGGUGGACGCCAAGAAGGAAGGCAUAGCACCUGAAGUUACCAUGAUAGAAGCUGUUCUGGAGAAAUAUUACAUCACAGGAAUGAAUGUAAUGCAAGAAUUUAGUUUUAGUUUUGGCACCAAAAUGUUUGAGUGUGGGAAAAAGUUAAACUACGCUGGCGGCAUGGCCCACGACCUUCUAGACUUUUGGAAUAAGGACUAUCCCCUAAAUAACGUGGGCCUCGGGUGUCUGGUUGUGUGUGCGUUGGCGGCGUUCGAUCUGGUUGGCCAUGAUGGAAACCUCGUGCUUAGCCAUGCUGAAGGGUAUUUGAUGGCCAAUGGUGCUGAUGAAGUAACAACAAAGACGCUAAUAGACCUGUACACCACGUGCCGGAGUCGCGUCUCCAGCUCCCACCACUGCGAGGCAGCUCUGAAGGUGGCAGAGUGCUUCCGAAGUGGCAUCUGGCAACGCAGCUGGGUCCCUGAUGUUAGUGCCAUCUUCUCAACACGGAGAGUUCAAUGCCCUGAUUAUAGUGUUUAUUGA
This is a messenger RNA of Colias croceus (clouded yellow), 1043 nucleotides long. It is a transcript of the gene GOBP2, whose product is annotated as general odorant-binding protein 2-like. The transcript has 6 exons. The record is from RefSeq and is a predicted model, not a curated record. Gene Ontology annotation, molecular function: odorant binding. Bases 105 to 1043 code for a protein of 312 amino acids. Lineage: Eukaryota; Metazoa; Arthropoda; Insecta; Lepidoptera; Pieridae. Gene Ontology annotation, biological process: sensory perception of smell.